Fukomys damarensis (Damara mole-rat) is the source of this 1780-nucleotide messenger RNA. RefSeq names its product DnaJ heat shock protein family (Hsp40) member B6 (gene Dnajb6). Lineage: Eukaryota; Metazoa; Chordata; Mammalia; Rodentia; Bathyergidae. The transcript is spliced from 10 exons. Gene Ontology annotation, biological process: protein refolding; positive regulation of proteasomal ubiquitin-dependent protein catabolic process. The coding region runs from base 165 to 1148 and encodes 327 amino acids. The record is from RefSeq and is a predicted model, not a curated record. Gene Ontology annotation, cellular component: cytosol; endoplasmic reticulum membrane. Gene Ontology annotation, molecular function: Hsp70 protein binding; ATPase activator activity.
UCCUGUUUGUUGUUGGAGAAAGGAGAGAAAGGAAAGCGCGAGGAGCCGCCGCCGCCAGUACCAGGUCACCGUGCCGGACCCGCGAGAGCACCGGCUGCACACCUCCCUCUUUUGCGCCGCCGGUCGUCUGCGUCCUCGGACUUGUUCCAACAAACUGUUAAAACAUGGUGGAUUACUAUGAAGUUCUGGGCGUGCAGAGACAUGCUUCCCCUGAGGACAUCAAGAAGGCAUACCGGAAACUGGCACUAAAGUGGCAUCCAGAUAAAAAUCCUGAGGAUAAAGAAGAAGCAGAGCGAAAAUUCAAACAAGUGGCUGAGGCAUAUGAGGUGUUAUCAGAUGCUAAGAAACGGGACAUUUAUGACAAGUAUGGCAAAGAAGGAUUAAAUGGUGGUGGAGGAGGUGGAAGCCACCUUGGCAAUCCAUUUGAGUUUGGCUUCACAUUCCGUAACCCAGAUGAUGUCUUCAGGGAAUUUUUUGGUGGAAGGGACCCAUUUUCAUUCGACUUCUUUGGUGAAGACCCAUUUGAAGACUUUUUUGGAAACCGAAGGGGUCCCCGAGGAAGCAGAAGCCGUGGCACAGGCUCCUUUUUCUCUGCCUUUAGUGGAUUUCCAUCCUUUGGAGGUGGAUUUUCUUCAUUUGAUACAGGAUUUACUUCAUUCGGUUCCCUAGGUCAUGGGGGCCUAACUUCAUUUUCGUCCACAUCAUUUGGCGGCAGUGGAAUGGGUAACUUCAAAUCUGUAUCAACUUCUACUAAAAUAGUUAAUGGUAGAAAAAUCACCACAAAGAGAAUUGUCGAGAAUGGUCAAGAAACAGUAGAGGUUGAAGAAGAUGGACAGUUAAAGUCCUUAACAAUAAAUGGUGUGGCCGACGAGGAUGCCCUCGCUGAGGAGCGCAUGCGGAGAGGCCAGCACUCCUUGCCGGCCCAGCCUUCCAGCUCCCGCCCGCUGAAGCCACCCCGCCCCACCCCUGUGGCUAGGUCCGUGCCCCACUACGUGCUGGAGGACGACGAGGAGCAGGACAGGCCUCGGGUCCCUGGCAUCUGGGAUGUCCCCAUGAGUUCAGCAGGGUUCAAAGAAGGUGGCAAGAGGAAGAAGCAGAAGCAGAGAGAGGAGUCGAAGAAGAAGAAGUCGACCAAAGGGAACCACUAGGCUGGACUUACCUGGCAGACGCACAGCCCCGCUCGCGUGUAGCUGUGUACAUGCUAGGUAGCAGCCGUCUUUCAGUGCUGUCCAGGGCCACCUCAUUUAGCAGGAUUAUGGUCGUGUGGUCAUGGAUCGUAGGAUCAGGGGCCUCGAGACAGGUGACACCAUGGGUGGCAUGGUACACAAUUUGGGAUACAGCUCUACUUGCUGACUCCGCUUUUCCCCAGCACUAAAUCCAUCAACGCUUUCCUCUAGAGAGUAGUCUGUCAAUUACUUUCCAGCUUCUGCACCCCCAUGCUCCUACUGAGGUUUUUGUAGCUGUGAAGCACAAUAAGGUACAGACAGGCAAUGGGCACAUGUUGCAGAGAGGUUCCCCGUGACGUCUUGGUGUUUGAAAUUAGAAGGAAUUCAUUGCAGCAUAACUUAAGAUAUUGUGACUAAACUCAGCACAGUGGCUGUUAGUCUGUUGUUCAGAGCGGUCUGGCCACACAAAGGCCACCAUGAGUCACUUGAGCUGUAAUAAUCAUUCCUUAUAUUUAUUGUCCUAGUUCCAGUUUUCUCUAGGAGUCCAAAGUCAGCUCCAAAUAUUGGUUAGUGUUUACUAAAUCUCCCAGCCCCCCGCCCCCCUUUUAAAGAAA